This is a messenger RNA of Adineta steineri, 459 nucleotides long. Lineage: Eukaryota; Metazoa; Rotifera; Eurotatoria; Adinetida; Adinetidae. The record is from the annotation of a GenBank genome assembly.
AUGUUGUCCUCAAUUGUUCUCAUUUUCAUAUUACCAUUAGCUAGUCAAGCAAUUAGCAAUAUUCGACAAGUAUCUGAUAUCCCUAUACAAUGGACGAAUUGCAGUACAUGGACUGAUCAAUUAUCGAUUGAGAAAGUCGAAGCAAAUAUGUGGCCACCUAAACGAAAUCAACUAUUAACAGUAUCUGUUUCUGGAGCAGCAAAAGAAGAGUUUGUUUAUGGUAAUUAUAUCAAAACAAUUGUUUAUCGAGGAUACUCAUUACCACCAAUUAAUGGUCCAUUAAAUGAUUUUGGAGUUGAAGUACCUGUUCAUCGUGGUCCAGUAAAAAUGAUUAUCUUUAAUAGUACCAUUCCUGAGGUAGCACCAGCUGGACAAUAUGAUGUUUUUGUAAAAGCAUAUGAGCAAGAUCACUUCGAGGUGAUGUGCGUCAAAUUUAGUUGGGAAUUCUCAAAUAACUAA